UAAUAUCUCCUCAACGAAGCCUCGGACAACAUUUUCGCUAAGGAAAAAGUUGUUUCAAAUCACCUCCCGAACCAACCCUUUCAAGGCGUUACAACAUUUUUGGGACACCCUGUAUGUAUAGACAGUGAGUGAGCAACAGUGAGCAACAGUGAGCAACAGACAGUGGCAAAUGGUGACAGAUGGUGGUAGUAGUAAAUGACAGUUCUCUGUAUCUCGUUCUGAAAGCAUGUUCUUCGAUGUUAAGAGUUUAUAAUCCGAAAUUUUUCUCUUAAAAUUAUUCGUCGUGUUUUAAUAUAGUUCCUAUUAUACGAUGUGUGACAUUAACGAUGUGAAAUUUAACAAAAUUUUGACAUAACUAUAAUCACCUUUUCGCGAUCGUGUGAUUUUGUCACGUCUAUACAGGGAGGAGUAUGAUUAUUAUCUAAUAUUACCCACUUCACAGAGAAGAUAAUUUGUUGUUUCUAAGAAAAAAAGAAGGAGGUGAAUCAAAACAUCCUUUUGGUAAACUAUUGAAAUGCCAAGUUCAUACUUGUAUGCUAUAAAUAAUGAAGGACGCGUGUUUGGAUUAUCAACAUCUGGGAACAUGUGGCGAGAGUUCAUGUACCUAGGUCUUGAGUUUAAGCAGUUAUCAGCUGUACCACAUUACAUGUGGGCCAUAGGUGGUGAUCGUCAAGUCUAUGUACAUGUACAUGGUUUAGAUGUACCUAUAAGAAUUAAAGAAGAAAUCUAUGAAAAUGAAAGAUGGCUUCCUUUAGAUGGAUUUAGUGGAAGGUUAUUACCUACAGAUAGGUAUAACUUCUCUAAUCAAGAUGGUACGGCUGACCGUAGUCGAGAUAAAGUAAAAUUACCAUCUAUGGCUUGGCAAUGGGAAGGUGACUGGCUGAUAGAAACUACGUUAGAUGGCCAACCGUUAGACCAUGAUGGAUGGACAUACGCAGUUGAUUUUCCAGCUACAUAUUCCACAAAAAAACAGUGGAAGUCCUGUGUUAGACGACGAAAAUGGGUUCGAUAUAGACGAUACAGCGCCAUGAAUUCAUGGUGUGCUAUUGCACCGCUUCAUAAAGAUCCAACUAAGGAACCAUUUAUUGACAUAUCUGUGGGUGGAAAUCAAAUACCUGGAGGUAAUCCUGGAUGCCUAGUAGUCUGGGCAGUAACCGCUCAUGGGAGGGUAAUGUUCCGUGUUGGAACUAGUACAACUUGUCCUGAAGGACAAAGAUGGAGUGCUAUAAAAUUAGCCACUGGUUACGAGGUAUGUCAAAUCAGUGUUGGAAUGACUGGUCUCGUAUGGGCCGUAUUGAUGGACGGUAAAGCACUGGUGCGUACAGGUGUUACUAGAGAGAAUCCAAUGGGAGAGGACUGGUCAGAGAUCGACCCUCCGCAAAAAGAUUUGAAAUUGGUACAAGUUAGCGUUGGCACGGAUGCCGUAUGGGCUAUAACACAGGAUGGGGGAGUAUGGUUUCGGAAAGGUAUUAGAGGUGAUAUGAGUGGAGUUUGUGAACAGGUGGCUAUUGGGACUGGAUGGGUAGAAAUGUUAAGCAAAAUGUCGCUAGUAUCUGUUGCUUCAAACGAUCAAGUUUGGGCUAUUGGUCAGGAAGAUAGGUGUUUGUAUUAUCGUACCGGUAUUACACGAUCGGAAUUAACUGGUAAAAAGUGGAGGGUAAUAAACGCUCCUCUGCAGCUUAGCAGAGCAAGUAGUAACGCCAGUUUAUCGUCGACCAAUAGACAUAGUAUGUGCGGUACUCCUCAACAACAAAGACAUCAGAGUUGGGGAUCAUUGAAUCGGCCGCAUAGUACCAGCGAUGGUACAACGUUAAUCAGAGAAUGGGAAGAACAAUCUCAUUCAGCGCCAACGCCAACAUCUUUAAAAUUAUGGCAACGGACAAACGAUGGUGCUACAGGUAAAACUCCACACCAAACAUCCUUCCAGGACAUGUACCUGAACGAUGGCAAAAAGAGGUCUACAAAUUCAUUAGAUAUGGGUGAUCUGACCGAAGCUAGCGUUGCGAAUAUAACCAUAUCGAACGAAUCGUUGACCAAAACAGGUGAAUCUAUAGUAGUCUCUGGGAAAGGGAUGGGCAGUACUGUGAAGAUCAAUCCAGCUGCUUGGAGUCCCGUUCACUCGGUUGGCUCUAUGGUAGGCGUAGAAGCUCAUCCAGAGACGGAUGGAAGUAUAUUCGAUCCUGACUUAACCAGUGAUUCUGGAGUCUAUGGGGAAGACGAAAGCUCGGGUGCGAUGUACUGGGCCGAAUGCGAUGCUUCCUGGUAUAAAGUAGAAGCUGGAGCGUGUUUCCUUGAUCCAUCCAACCCUCCAAAAUGGAUCGCGGAUACGAAUGGCACGAAUCACGGAGAUAUAGCAGAGUCAUGGAGGAUACAAAUUUUAGAAGAACUGAAAAGAAGAUUACACAAAGUACAAUUUGAUGCGACAAUAUAUGAAAAAGUUGUCGAAAAAUCAUCUUGGGUAAAAACUGGCGAUGCGAAAUGUAAAGUUAAAGGUAGCAGUUCGUAUGAAGAUUGCGUAAUUGAAUUAGAUUGGAUAAGCAGCGACAGCGGGUCCCUAGAUUGUGGAACAGUAACUAUUUUGAACUCUCAUAAAGUAACGACAAUUGUUCAAUUUCCUAUAUCCGAGAUCACGUGUGUAGUAUGCUGUAGCGAACCUGGUAAUCCACGGAUAGCAAUUCAUACUCCUCGAUUAUCUCGUUCUAAAGUUCUUAGAUUGCAGUUUUCUAGCGAUACUGAAAUGGAAGAUUGGUUAACGCAUUUAACUUCAGUUUCUUGUCAAAUGAAUAAUGUGUAUGGAAGACCGGGUCCCAAUUCGAUUUGGACUACUACAGCAUUAGGAGACGUGUAUGUUUACGACCCUGCAGCUGUGGAAGAAAAUCAAAUCGUUAACGACACAUACGUACAAGAAUUAGACGUUGCGGGAAAAGAAUUGCCUUUCGAAUGUAUAUUACAAAAUGGUUUCGGUUAUGGUAGUUCCCUGAAAAUUACUAUUUGUAUUCACGAUGACGCCGACAGGUUAACAUUUAAUCUCGUCUGUUAUACGACAACAUCUCUGAAACAAAAAUCCGUGGUGGAUAGCCACGAUGUAGCGUUACACUUCAAUCCGAGACUCAGAGAAAAUAUAAUCGUACGGAAUACAUAUCACAGCGGACAGUGGGGCGACGAGGAAAGAAACGGAAACAGUCCGUUGAAAUCUGGCAAUUUCACGUUAGAGAUCAUUUGCGAAGAACGGGGAUAUAGAAUUUUUAUCGACGAUAGCGAAUUUACUUUUUACAGUCAUAGAAUAUUACCGCAGAGUAUUACUCAUUUACGAAUCAAGGGAUUGAUGACAUUGUGCAGUAUACUUUAUAAAUCCCUGUCUGUAAUCAUCGAUCCGAUUACGAUGUUUUGGAGACAAAUUGGCGGCCAUUUGAAAAAAGUUGAAACCUGUUCCGUUGGUGUGACAUGGGGUAUAGGAUAUGACAGUACCGCGUGGGUGUAUACUGGUGGCUGGGGUGGCUUAUUUUUAAAAGGAUUAGAUAGCAAUACGGGAAUAAACACUAUGGUCGAUACUCAUAAUUAUUACGUUUACGAAAAUCAGCGUUGGAAUCCGUUAACUGGAUACACGUCUCAUGGUCUUCCAACGGAUCGCUACAUGUGGAGCGAUGCGAGCGGACGUCAGAAACGUACUCGAGAACAUACAAAGCUGCUAUCGAUGCACUGGCAUUGGGUAUCAGACUGGAUAGUCGACUUUCAUACACCCGGGGGUGUCGAUAGGGAUGGCUGGCAGUACGCCACUGACUUCCCUUCUCAAUAUCAUGGGAAAAAACAGUUCACCGAUUAUGUUAGAAGAAGAAGAUGGUUUCGAAGGUGUCAAUUAACGACCAGUGGUCCAUGGCAAGAAUUAGGAAAUACAAAAUUGAUCGAUGUCUCUUUAUAUGCAACUGGAAAACCUGGUACGGAUGCUCAAGUUUACAUAUGGGCGGUAGCUACUAACGGUGAAGCUUUAUUUAGGAGAGGCGUUUCGGAAUCCUGUCCAGUGGGAGUUUCAUGGGAACAUAUACCGAGUGAUCAAGCCUUAAUAGGUAUUUCGUGUGGUCCAGGAGGCCAAGUUUGGGCUGUAGGGAAAAAUGGUUCCUCUUACUGGAGGCUAGGGAUCACACCUUCAAAACCUGCAGGUGUGCAGUGGCAAAAUGUUGAACCACCGGCAGGUGCUCAUUUAAAACAAAUUUCCGUGGGGAAAGAUGUAGUGUGGGCGUUGGAUACAACAGGUAGACUGUCUGUUCGCCGCGAAGUGCAAAUGAACAUUUUUCCAGAAGGAACACAUUGGCAGACGCUUCCCGCGAUGCCGAAUGAUCCCAUUCAUAUAGAGAAAUGUAAGAUGAAACCCCGAAAGGCUGUGUUUCUUGGAAAACUCUGCAGAAUGCCCUUCAAAAGCUCUGCGUUGGGAAACGCUGAUAUAGACAACGCGUCUAUUAAUUUAGAUACACUCUUUGACCCCUGUUACAUAGAUAUGUCCGUUAUAAAUGCGAAGCAAGGUUUUCGACACGUUGCCGUUGCUAGGGAACAAGGUCAAGUAUGGGCAGUUUCGGGGGCUGGAAUACUUUGUCGCAGAAUUGGUAUUACCAACGAAAACCCAGCUGGAACUGGUUGGGUCACCGGUAUAGGGGCGAAUUGGCAGUACGUGAGCGUAGGAGGACUUGUAAAUAAAAUGAAAUGAAACGAUUGAAUUUUAAAUCGGCGAAGGAUUCUUGUAAUAAUAAGAUACACGAAGUACUAUUGUAUUGCUACCAUCUAGUAAUGUAAUAUUCUAGCUUUUUAUUUUCACCAAGAAAUUUUUCACAAGUACGAGAAAAUGAAUGCAUGUGCAUGUAAGAUAUAGAAGUUUUCCAUAAUGGAUAUGGCAUAGCUUUGCGAAUAAUUCAAUUUUAAGCUUGACGUGUGACGUAUCUAACAAACGAAAAAGACGUUAUCCAAAACGUACAAACCAUACCGAUCAUUGACUAUGCGUGAUAUAUUUGUACUUAUUUUCCGGUACAAUUUUAUUUGACUUCUGUAUGAUAAGAAAUAUACGUACAGGUAGAAGAAUUAAUCUAUACAAAUUUGGUGAUACAUUUUUUUUUUCUUAUAGUUUCGCCAACGAAACAUUCCAAACCCAUGCAUUUGCAUAACCACUGAAUAUAUAAUAAUAACAUAGAAAUAGAAAAUAGUAUGAAAUGUUAAUUUCAUUUUAUAAUGACAUACCUUUGAUACCUCAAAAAACCAUAACUCGAUCGUAUUUACCACUCGCCUUGCCUGUGAACAAAUUAUUUUGUUUAUUACCGUAUAAUGAAAAAUUUUAGAUUUUAGGAUCAAAAUAAAACUGCUAGAGCAAGUAUUCAAGAUUGAAAUUACGAUCGAGCAAUCAAUCGCGUAUAAAAUUUUAUUCCAAUACUUUCGAUUUACUACGUGUUCCAUCUUAUAAAUUCGAUCAAAAACUAUAGUUCUUCUAACGAACACGCCAAGUAUUCCUAUAUGAAUCUAUUUUGUGUAGUGCCUGAAAUGUAUUGUCUCAUAUUUAUUAUUUGCAAGAUCUUAUUUUUGAAACGAAGAAAAGAUAUCGUAACAUAGAAAAAGUUUAUUUUUUCGAAACUAUGGAUAUCGAGAACGUUUACGACAACUAUAACAUCGCUGUAUUUAGGUAGUAUUUUUAAAACGCUACUGCUAAUGAAUUUAUUAUAAAUAUUUGUUUUAUCGAUAUUAAAU
Molecule: messenger RNA, 5724 nt
Organism: Hylaeus anthracinus
Lineage: Eukaryota; Metazoa; Arthropoda; Insecta; Hymenoptera; Colletidae
Gene: Pex23
Product: tectonin beta-propeller repeat-containing protein
Exons: 26
Coding region: 515-4699 (1394 amino acids)
Cellular component (GO): membrane
Molecular function (GO): carbohydrate binding
Source: RefSeq, a predicted model, not a curated record